CACACUCGGAACUCAUCUYAUGUCAACAAGAUCUUUCGAGUAGAGAGCAWAGGGACAAAAAAUAAUUUAGAAGCAAUCUGAAUAGCAAAAUCAGUUAAGAUUCUUGUCCCAUCAAUACACAAAUUUAUUCGCUGAAAAAGAGAAUCGAYACAAUGAUCUUGUCGCUCUUUCCAAUCUUUCUGCUGCUUACCAUCGGAGUACUUAUAUCGGGGUUUGAGUUCGAUCGCGAUGCCAGUCCAGAACUAUGCGAAUACGAAACGACAAAAGACCCUGGCAUUUGUACAGUGAAUUCAACGAUGUGGUUUUCUUGCCCGAUUUCUUGUGCCAAUGUGUUGUGUGGUAACAGAGGAACAAUGGCAGAGGAAAGGAACGAACCGGAACAAUUUUAUGAACUGCGAGCCAAGCGAGCUUCGGUGGCRGGAUCUAGUGGCGACAUAUCAUUGGAAGAAAACGARGGAUACAUUACUAUCUACGCUACUAUACCAAUGCUACCAGGAAUGGCGCAAUACUAUUACAAUGCCAUCGAACAUAUCUCGCACGUCUAUCGGUAUACAUUGGUAGCGAUGAUCUUGCCGUGUUACAGCCCUACCCAAGAACAGGAUGAAAAGGGGGCAUCGAUAGCAUCUACUUCUGGUUCUGCUAUCCUUCGAACGAUUCUUGAUUCACAAAAUGAUGAAGUAAAGAAAAAACGAGGAGGUGGCAUGGCGAAAUCUAUAGUGUUGGAAGGGUAUGACGCCCAGCAGAAAUCAGAAAAUGCCGUCUUGAAAUACUUGCUUACAAGAAAGGUAGUCGCAGGAUCUCUCGCUCCCGGCGGCGACGUGGCCAGUGACAACGACGACGACGAAAUGCUGUUGAUGACAAGGCCGAACAUUUUUCUUGUGUCUCACACAGGGAUGUUUUUGGAACGGCUCSUGUCACCGACCAUGAAAAUGAUCGAAAGAAGAAUCAARGUCCACGAGAUUCAAAUGCAGAAGGAUUUUGAUCUCUGAUGACGUAUUGUAACUCAGCAUACUGCACUCUUCUUAAUCUAAAGAUAAUUUGCAAAUACGCACCAAGUGAUGUGAACAAGGAAUGCAUCUUUCAUCCGAUUCCUUUCUUGAUUCAACAUUAUUCGAUCCCUAUUGUUAUGUACGUUGAAUUCAUUCUCAGAUGAAACAUACUGAUCUUUUUGUAAACAACGAAGUCUUCUCACUGACUUUUCUAAAAAGAAAUCACAUUACUCGAC
Molecule: messenger RNA, 1225 nt
Organism: Pseudo-nitzschia multistriata
Lineage: Eukaryota; Bacillariophyta; Bacillariophyceae; Bacillariales; Bacillariaceae
Source: the annotation of a GenBank genome assembly